Molecule: messenger RNA, 2402 nt
Organism: Gadus macrocephalus (Pacific cod)
Lineage: Eukaryota; Metazoa; Chordata; Actinopteri; Gadiformes; Gadidae
Product: ubiquitin carboxyl-terminal hydrolase 37-like
Exons: 10
Coding region: 192-1160 (322 amino acids)
Biological process (GO): protein deubiquitination
Cellular component (GO): cytosol; nucleus
Molecular function (GO): cysteine-type endopeptidase activity; cysteine-type deubiquitinase activity
Source: RefSeq, a predicted model, not a curated record
GAGGACCCCAGGUGACCCCUGGCGACCCCUGGCGACCUCUGGGGACCUCCGGUGGCCUCUGGUAUCAUCGUAGAUCUCCACAUGGAUACCGUUCUCCAAAAUGAAACCUUUAAGCAUCCUUGGGCAAGCUGCCCUAAACCGUAAACUGCAUUGGAUUAAAGCGCGCCUAAUAAAGUAACUAAACAGUAACUAUGUAUCUAUGUUUGACCCAUAGGGAGGCCCGGACCCCUUGGUUGGACAGUCAGGGGGACGGGGUGCAGGCCGGACCCUCCGUAGACGGGGACCUCGUCCGGGGGCCGUUAUCCCAGUCUGGGGGCCUCCUCACCAGGCAGACCGCCACCCCUCGCCUCAUAGAGCAGCAGCUGGGCUUCCUGGGGCUCCCCAACCUGGCACAGAGCUGCUAUUUAAACUCCACCCUGCAGAGUCUCCUGACCCUGAGGGUCUUCAGUCAGGAGAUGGAGCAGACGCAGUGGGCUUGGAGCUUAGCCCCUUCUGCACAGCUGCUCAGGGAGUUUGCGGCCAUUGGGACAUCACGUUGCUCUGGCAACAACGGCCACAAGAUGGCAGUGCUGAGUUCGUUUAAGAAGAGGGUUUCGCUGCAGGCCCCAGAGUUCAAGGACGGUGGACAAAAAGACGCCCAUGAGUUCCUGACCGCUGUGCUGGACCAGUUGAGGGGUCUGUCCCUCCUGCUAAAGCCAGCCGCUCUGGGCAUGGUGGGAAGGACCUACUCCUGCCCCGUGGAGGCUCACCUGCUCUUCAACAUGAGGAGAACCAGGACCUGCAAGGGAUGUGAGGGCCAGUCCUCGUCCAUGGAGGUCUUCAACAACCUGUCCCUGGACCUGGAGCCUGGAGGCUCGGUGAGCCAGGCCCUGGACAGAUACCUCACGGAGAGCUCUCUGAAGUACGCCUGCCAGUGCGGAGGAAAUACAUCUGGCAUGCAGACCUGCUUCCUGACCCUACCUAACGUUCUGGUCCUCCACCUGAAACGCUUCCGCUUCACCCUCACUGGGAGGAUAGAGAAGGUGGAGGAUGAAGUCCUCCUGUCCAGAAACCUGGGACUCAGCAUUGGGACAGGUGCUGAAGCUUUGUCCCUGUCCUGUUCAGAAGAUCCAAUAUCUUAUCCAGUUAUAUCUCUUGUUUCAGUAUUAUGUACACAAUGAGAGAAUAAUCAAGGCCAGACAUAGACAAAGAGUAUAUGUUGAUUGAAUAACUGAAACGAUGAAUAGGUAUAGCCUUUACUAACCCUUCAAAUGAUUUAUUUCAUACUACAGAGGCAGGGAGUGAGGAAAGCAACAUCAUGGUGAGAAGAAGAGAGAGAGAGAGAGAGAGAGAGAGACAGAGAGAGAGAGAGAGAGAGAGAGAAUAUUAGGGAGAUAAGAAGCUAAUAAAUUAUACAAAUUUGUCUUUUUAAUAACAUAAAGCAAGAUAAACAUACAGAAUACUUGCUUAUAUAAGGUAAUAUAGCCGCCCUAACUUGAGCUUAACUUCAACCUGAACUGUUAGUAAGAUGAAGGGAGAAGAAGUGCAGAAAAUGUUCUCUGUGUGUGAACCUGUUGCUGUCCUGCCGACGCCGUGCUCACUGUUCAGUAUGAUACGCGUUUCCUUCCCAGGAGAAGUACACACUUGUGAGUGUACUGAGCCACAUCGGUGCCCGGGCUACAUCAGGUGACACAAACACGCACAAACACACACAUACACUUUGGGAGUUUUGUGUAUGUCGCUUGCAGUUACAUUGUCCUGGGUAGAUUGGUAAUUGAACGAUUGACUUAUUGAUUAUUGAUGAUCGAUCAUGAGGAUGAUAUGAUAGGGCAUGUCAGAAAUGUAUCUUUGAACCCGCCCCCAGGACAUUACAUCAGUGAGGGGGCCUAUCCGGAAGAGGGCAACAACCUGGCUGACCAAUGGCUGCGCUACAAUGACCUGAAGGUGUCACGGACCACCGGCAGGGCCGUCUGUCGCCGGCGGCAACGCACGGCCUACCUGCUGUUCUACCAGCGACAGGUGUAGAACAGUCUGGGGUCUGGGUGGGGGGUGGGGGAAGGGCCCUCUGGUCUUGGGUGGGUGGGAUGUUGAGGAGCAGACCAACAUCCCAUCCCAGAGUCCCAGAGCCCCCUGAGACCACCCUGAGACCACCAUGAGCCCCCCCAGGAGCGAUGGAGGCCCAGACUCAGUGGUCUCCUCCACCCAGGCAGCCCCAGCCCUCAGCUCCUGCUGCAGCAGAUUCCCCUCGCCGAGUUUGCUUCAUUGCAACGGGGAAAACUGGGGCAGAAGUUGGCCGGUGGAAAGAACCAUUGGUGUGGUCAGCAGCUCAGUACAAUCACCAGACCGACGGCCCCCCCCUCCGAGGUGGCCCAGGUACGCGCCCCACCGAGGGAAUGGAGCUCCAGGAGGGUAGAGCUGCUGCC